Messenger RNA from Colletotrichum siamense, 1149 nucleotides. It is a transcript of the gene MCH5-1, whose product is annotated as Riboflavin transporter MCH5. Gene Ontology annotation, cellular component: fungal-type vacuole membrane. The transcript is spliced from 4 exons. Gene Ontology annotation, biological process: transmembrane transport. The record is from RefSeq and is a predicted model, not a curated record. NCBI's taxonomy places the organism in Eukaryota, Fungi, Ascomycota, Sordariomycetes, Glomerellales, Glomerellaceae. Gene Ontology annotation, molecular function: transmembrane transporter activity. Bases 1 to 1149 code for a protein of 382 amino acids.
AUGAUCCCGACCUUCGGGUUGAUGACGACGGUUGGCAUUUUUCAAGUCUACUUGAAGGAAAACCAGCUUGCAGACUGGUCUAAUACGGAAAUAUCGUGGAUUAUAUCCGUCUUUGGCUUUCUUGCAGUCCUUCUGUGCGGCCCCUUUGGCGCAGUGUUUGACAAAUUCGGCCCUCGAUGGCUGAUGACGCCUGCUGCCACGGUGUACUGCGCAUCAUUUCUCGGCAUUGCUUUCAGUAAUCGGUAUUGGCAGUUCUUCCUCUGCUUCUCCACUGCCGGAGUAGGUGCGGCGGCAUUGACCACGAGCGCUCUAGCAGUGAUCAAUCAUUGGUUCGACAAGAAGAAGGGGUUGGCAAUGGGCAUCUGUACCAUGGGCGGCGGACUUGGUGGCGUGAUAUUCUCAGUCGUACUUCGAUUUACCACCAAACACCUUGACUGGACUACGGCCAGUCUGGUUCAUCUUGCAAUAAUUGGCGCGUUUCUGUCCCUCGGGUGCGUCUUGAUCAAACCCAAGAUACGCAAGCCUCCUCAGGGCAAGCUGUGGGACUUCUCCUGCUUCCGACGCUGGGAAUUUGUGCUCUUUACCUUGAGCGUGUGUGGUUUUGAGCUGGUUCUAUUUGUGGCCUGGGGUCUGCUUCCGACAUACGCCAACACAGUCAAACUUGGCGACGUCUUUUAUCUGACCCUUGUAUUCAGCGUGGGUUCUUCUCUGGGAAGGAUAAUUCCCGGAUAUUUCACCGAUAGGAUCGGUCCUUUCAACGUUACCAUUGUGAUGACGAUACUCACAGAGGCGACGAUGCUUGUACUAUGGCUCCCCUUCGGCGAUACCUCUGCAUCUGCAUUAUACGCUGUUGCUUUCCUCCUGGGAUUUGGCACCGGCAGUUUCGUCUCAACGGCGGCGACGUGUCUUGGCAGACUCUGCAACGCUGAAGACGGCGGUACCUACAUAGGCUGCUGUUACGCCGUCGUCAGCCUGGCGACACUGGUCGGUAAUCCUGCAGGACAAGCUGUGCUGGGUGAUGGACAAAAUGGCCGCACCCGUUGGACCGUGGCCUUCCUCGGACUCAUUCUGAUGGUGGCCCUGACCAGCUGCUGCUUCGUGCGGUGGUUGUGUAUGAACAGAACAUGGAAGUGGUCGGUAAAAGUGUGA